GUCGGCACGCUGGAGGCGUAGCUUCCAUGGAGCCUCCCCUACGGCUUCGAGUCAACUUUUGAUCAAGGUUUGAAGUUCGCAAACGGGAAGUUUUCCUCACAAGUUUCGUGUAAAUAUCGCCUGUUUUUGUCAACGACUUUCAAAAUUCUGUGACACAACAAACGUCCGCGCGACCUGGCACUUUUAGUUUGUAUAUAACUAGUCGGCUAACUAACGUUACAAUUGUAGUUUUUGGACGAUUUGAUCAGACUCAAAUUUAGUCAACGUUAAAACUGUUAAAUAUAAUGAAAGAUAGCUGUACUAUGUUUCUGUAUUCCGAUUUAUCUGAGUUAGCUGUAUCUAACCAUGCCGGUAAGACCUAACUAUCUAGCUUCCAUCGUUCGUUAAAAGGUGAUGUACUUGUGUUCAAUGAAUUUCUAGACAUAGCCAGCUAGACGUUUGAGGUAAACUAUCUAGCCGAUCUAACAAACCUAAGUAAGUUCAAGAAAUCGUGGUGUUCUGUAGUUUGCCAUGCUUUACUUGUAAUUUUAAUACUACUGUUACAAGACGUGGUUAUUGCGAGCACUGCGAGAUUAAAUUAGUGGCACUGAAAAUUUGAGUUGACUCCUUCACUAGACGGAAGUCUGUUAGUGCACCAGCAAAGACACACAGUGAUUAUGGAUGAGAAGGACGUGAGCGAUCAGUAUCACGUGUUUGGUCAUCCAAAGACCCCCAAGCCGAUUGACAGCGACGUACGCGUCGAGCCUAACGCGCCGCUGCAGCCAGAAAACCCCGUGAGCACUCACUUGUAUAAGAGGAGAUGGCUCGUGGUGAUGCUUUUCAGUUCUUAUUCGCUCUGCAACUCCUAUCAGUGGAUCCAGUAUGGGAUCAUCAACAACAUUUUCAUGCGAUUCUACAACGUGACCUCGUUCACGGUAGACUGGUUGUCCAUGGUGUACAUGCUGAUGUACAUUCCGCUCAUCUUCCCCGUGACGUGGCUGCUGGACAAGAAAGGGCUGCGCGUGAUUGCGCUCGCGGCGACGGCUUUGAACUGCGCGGGCACGUGGAUCAAGGUGGCCAGCGUGAGACCGGACCUGUUCCCCGUGACGUUCUUGGGGCAGGCCACGAGCUCGGUGGCGCAGGUGUUCAUCCUCGGAAUGCCCUCGCGCAUCGCGUCGGUUUGGUUCGGGACAAAGGAAGUGUCCACCGCGUGCGCCAUCGGCGUGUUUGGAAAUCAGCUUGGGAUUGCCAUUGGUUUUCUGGUCCCACCAAUCCUGGUUCCAAAUGUGGAAGACAUGGACGAGCUGGCCAAUCACAUCAGAGUUAUGUUCUACAUCACGGCGGGCGUGUCCACGGUCCUCUUCAUCCUGGUGAUCACUGUAUUCCAGGAACAGCCAGAUAUCCCCCCGACCCAGGCUCAAGCUGCUGCUCGUCUGAUCCCGGCGGAAAGCUCCUCCUACAUGAAAUCCAUCCUUUGCCUCCUGCGUAACAGAGCCUUCGUCCUCCUCAUCCUCAGUUACGGGUUGAAUGUUGGCUCUUUCUACGCUGUCAGUACACUCCUCAACAGGAUGAUCAUUAUGUGCUACCCAGGUCAAGAGGUGGCUGCUGGGAGAAUCGGCCUCACCAUCGUUAUCGCCGGAAUGGUUGGCUCACUCAUCUGUGGAGUCUGGCUGGACAGAUCCAAAACAUACAAACAAACGACAUUGUUGGUGUAUGUGAUGUCCCUGGCGGGCAUGCUGAUAUAUGCCUUCACCCUGGACCGCGUCCAUUUGUGGCUGGUUUUCAUCACUGCUGGGACACUUGGGUUUUUCAUGACUGGUUAUCUGCCUCUGGGAUUUGAGUUUGCAGUGGAACUCACCUAUCCAGAAUCUGAAGGAACAUCCUCUGGCCUGCUAAACUGCUCUGCUCAGGUGUUUGGGAUCAUCUUCACCAUCUGCCAGGGGAAGAUCAUUGAUGAUUUCGGCACACUGGCUGGAAACCUUUUUCUCUGUGCCUUCCUCCUCCUCGGGACGAUUAUAACGGCACUUAUCAAAUCUGAUUUACGCAGGCAGAGGGCUAACCAGUUAGCCAACACAGCUGAAAAUGUGAAUGGAUCAGUUGCGAGUUCUCCCAUUGUGCCUGCGACCAAGCUGGCACACACAUACACAAACUGGACCCACACACAAACACAAACUGGACAUACACACAUAGGUGCUAAUGGAAUGCACACUUUUGCUCUCACACACUCAUAACCAUUCAACUUCUUGACAAUGUGAAUUUGUGUGUGUGUGUGUGUGUGUUGUGUGCACGUGUUGUUCAGGCAGUUUGCUAUAUCUCAGAUGCCUCUUUUAACAGUUUAACAAAUUAUCCAGCACAAAUCAUAUAUAAAUGCACAGUUUUAUCCUGUGUAACUACUGGAAAACAGGCUGAACUCCUGAAAAGCUUUGAUCCCGUGCAUGUGUGUUGUGUGCUGGGAUGGAGCUGAGAUGUGAAUCGUCUGGGAGGCUUUGAGGGUUUGGCUGGGAACAGACUCAAACCAAACCAUGUGUUUCACAGGUGCUGUGUCUCCAAAGACAAAGAAAUGUCUCCACUGAAACAUGAAAUGUUUACAGGCUUUGGUGACGCUCACCACCUACUCACUUGCCUUAAAUUAGUUUUCAGUGUUUUAAUCUGUGCUAUAUCUAGAGGAGGUCUACUGUAUAUAUCUUAUAUAAGAUACUGUAGGUGUUUAAUGUCGCCUGUCGGAAGACGUGCCAUUACACUUAAUGAACAGUUAGAUGUUUGUAGUCCCUUUUCUGACCUGUGGCCCAUGUGUCAAAGAGCCAGUGAGCCAGACAGGGGGUGCCGUUUCACCAGAGGCCAGCUUCUCAUGGACAUUUUCCCAGAAACCCAGAACCCAGAGAUCUCCUGUAUGAGGUAUGGACCAGACCUCCUUGGUCUGUGGGCACUUCCAUCAUGUCAGGGAGGUAUGCAGGCCAGCUUCUCAUUACCUUCCAGGUCAUGACCUUGCUGAUACCUACAUAUCAUGGAACAACACUAUGCAGAUGAGUAAGGUAUCUACAGAGUGCCUAAUCUGGAACUCAGGAAUUUGUUCUCCUAUAGUUGCACUGUUCUAAUUGUUGUGCUUCCCAUUUUGUAAAGAUCAUUAUCUUUGUUUGUUUGGUUUUCUCUUUUUUCUCUUUUUGUUUUUUAUGAAACAAAAAUCUCAGCCAAGUGGUUAUUUUGUCUGUCUUUCAGCAGUAUAUUAUACUAUAUACAGUACUAAAAUUUUGUUUUAUUUUUACAAUUGCAAGUGAGUUUUCAUUUCUAAAUUCACACACAUUUAGGACAGCAGCACAAUUAAUUUUUUUUUUUUUUCCGCUACUAUGAGUCAUAAGGAAAACGAUUAAAACACACGCAUGCUUUUUUGUUGUUGUUGUUGGUUUUUUAUUUAUUUUAUUUUUUUGCUCAAGUUACAAACAGGAAGAUAUCAGUCGCAGAGAAAAUGCUGGCAGUCUAGCCAUAAGUGCUGUCUGGGUUCUGGUCCAGAUCAUCAGUGUGUGGGAGCAGUGUACCAGUGUACCCAUGUUCCAGCCUGGCUCUGGGGGGUUGCCAGGGUCCAGGCUGUUUGUUGUGAGACUCACAUUUUCAACAGUUCUGAAGAAAAGUGUGGUAUGCCAGUACUCUUGGCCGAAUUUCCUGUGGUCUGAGAGUGUUGUCAGAGACGGUUGCAUUCACGAUUACCUUUUUUUCCCUGUCCAAUACUAAAGAUCAUUCCUUCUCCCCAAGUUGGCGCAGAUUUGAACUCGGAUAGGUCUCUCGUAAUGACUGGCUGUAAUUUAAGACUGUCUAUUAUAGUGAGUCACUAAUGCAGAACACUUUUGUUAUGUUUAGUGGAUGCCAUUUACAUCUAAAA
This is a messenger RNA of Electrophorus electricus (electric eel), 3853 nucleotides long. It is a transcript of the gene flvcr2b, whose product is annotated as FLVCR choline and putative heme transporter 2b. Gene Ontology annotation, cellular component: membrane. The record is from RefSeq and is a predicted model, not a curated record. NCBI's taxonomy places the organism in Eukaryota, Metazoa, Chordata, Actinopteri, Gymnotiformes, Gymnotidae. Gene Ontology annotation, molecular function: heme transmembrane transporter activity; heme binding. Gene Ontology annotation, biological process: transmembrane transport; heme export.